UGCGUUAUGUUCGUUUUGAAAUCGGAAUUUUGUGACUAACAUCGUAUUUUACGUGUCGUAAUUAGUCAAAGUUUGUCAAGGAAGCUGCGAGUCAGAAAUGCCGACAAUGAUGUUGCCUCUCGCAUGAUGCUAGAAAAUCUAAAAUGGCAUGUUUUUUAGGCUCUAAGGUGUAAUGAAAGCUUCAGAACUUUCUGACAGGCAGCUAGAAAUGUCCAGUGUGAGAUUUGAGAUUUUAUACUCGGAAGAAUUUACUGAGUUAACGUUGUCCAGCGCAGAAGUACUCAGGGGUGUACAGCCAGUCACCAUGUUAGCAUUAGCCUCUUACUCUGAUCGCAAGCUGAGGAAGGAAACGGCCACAACACUGAUUUCACUAAUCUAUCGCAGUCGUCAGUCGUUUGAGCAGGGUUUGUCGAGAGCUGCAUGGAACCGACUGGCCAAAGACAAUGAGGAUCAGGAGGACCACGACACCACUGCAGAUAGUGCAGAGGACUCUAACCAUGAUCCCCACUUUGAGCCCAUCGUGUCCCUUCCUGAGCAAGAUGUGAAAACAUUAGAAGAAGAUGAGGAGGAACUCUUCAAAAUGCGGGCUAAACUAUAUCGUUUUGCCUCUGAGAACGACCCCCCUGAGUGGAAGGAGAGAGGAACUGGUGACGUCAAGCUGCUGAAACACAAAGAGAAGGGCACAAUCCGCCUCCUGAUGAGGAGAGACCGGACCUUGAAGAUUUGUGCCAAUCAUCACAUUAUACCUAUGAUGGAGCUGAAGCCCAACGCUGGCAGUGACAGGGCAUGGGUGUGGAACACACUAGCAGAUUACGCUGAUGAAUGCCCCAAACCUGAACUCCUGGCAAUACGCUUUUUAAAUGCAGAAAAUGCUCAGAAGUUCAAGGUGAAGUUCGAUGAGUGCAAGGAGGAGGUCAGAAAAAAUCUAGAGGGAACAGGCAACACUGACAGUGACAAGGUGGCAGAGAAGCUGGAGGAGCUCUCUGUAAAAGACAAGGCAUCAGAAGAAAAAAAGGAAGAGGACAAAAAGGAGACUGAGAAGAAAGAAGAUGAGAAAAAGGAGGUGAAGGCUGAGGAGAAGAAUUGAGAACCAAGAACUUGCUUUGCUGAUCUUCAAUUUAUCAGUUUUUCCUCUUUUUCUACAAUAGACUCUAAAUGAACUGAAUUUGGACACUUGCAUAUUAUUAGGUUUUUUUUUUUAUUCUGUUUUGCCUCAAGAUCACAAGUCCUUGAUGCCACUUGGGAGAAAAAAAAAUACAACAUAGAGAAUUAAUGAAAAAAGAAGCCCUUUCCCUCCCAUCCCUUUCCCUCUUUGCUCCGUGGAAUGCCACAAUUUCCAUCCUUGUCAUCUACAGUUCAAUGUUACAUUUGACAAACUGUGAAAAGAGGCUUGUGAUAGUGAUAAUUCCCACAUUGGGGUAUUUUUUGUUUUGUUAUUCUGAAGCAGAGUUUGUUUGUAGGAGGAGAGGAUAUGUAGCCUGCUUGUCGGCAGCACAGGGUCAGGGACCAGGCAUUAUGGAGGUGCAUUAUAAAUAUAAAAUCCCAUGAUUCAUCUCAGUGGCCCUCUUACCCUGUCCACUGUCCAUGCUUCCACUGUUUAGAAACAGCAAGUAAGGCGAAGACUUCUCAGUGGAUGCCUUGUAGAAAUAGUUCUCUCUGGGUUCCUUCUUUCAUCAGUUCUGUCGGGAACUGACUAGAAGCGGAAUCACCUCCAGACAGUUGAGGGGCAUCAGACGCGCGCUGUAGAUCGCAGUGUCCACUGAUAGCUGACUGAUAGAUCAGAUGCACUUAGCUAAGCAUUUCAUUUUUUUUUUCCUUUUUGUUUUAAAUAUCUGAAAACCAUUGAGUCCAAAGUGAACGGUUCAUCAGAGUUUGCUGCAGCUACACUCUGACUUAAGUUCCUCACCAGGAGAUUGAGUUUGUAUUCUUUAGAUCAUAACAUUCCCAAACUUUAAAGCAUGUAGAGUAUAUGUAACAGAGUGUGCCCUAUCAGAUCUGUGUGCUCACCACCCUCUCCUUUUCUUUACACUAAUUAAGUUCUUAACCUUGCCUCUAAAGUGCAUCUAAGUGCCAGUGCAUCUGUAAAUACAUGUAUAUGGAUGAAAUGUUGCUUUUCAUUUGCACUCAAAUGAUUUGAAAUGUUUCCUCCACCUUCGAAUAAAAACUGUCAAAGACCACA
This is a messenger RNA of Xiphias gladius (swordfish), 2179 nucleotides long. RefSeq names its product RAN binding protein 1 (gene ranbp1). Gene Ontology annotation, biological process: positive regulation of mitotic centrosome separation; nucleocytoplasmic transport. Gene Ontology annotation, cellular component: nuclear pore; cytoplasm; centrosome. The transcript is spliced from 6 exons. NCBI's taxonomy places the organism in Eukaryota, Metazoa, Chordata, Actinopteri, Istiophoriformes, Xiphiidae. Gene Ontology annotation, molecular function: GTPase activator activity. The record is from RefSeq and is a predicted model, not a curated record. Bases 173 to 1087 code for a protein of 304 amino acids.